Molecule: messenger RNA, 1890 nt
Organism: Trifolium pratense (red clover)
Lineage: Eukaryota; Viridiplantae; Streptophyta; Magnoliopsida; Fabales; Fabaceae
Exons: 10
Coding region: 80-1684 (534 amino acids)
Molecular function (GO): oxidoreductase activity
Source: RefSeq, a predicted model, not a curated record
CUCUCAUUAUUUCUACAUCACAAACAUAAUCAAGAAACCCAUUUCAGUAUUCUUUCGUAUCCUGCUUUUGCAUUUCAAAAUGGGUAGUGAAACAAAGUUGAGCAGCUUGAAGGAUAAAAGAUGGUCACUACAUGGUAUGACUGCCUUAGUGACAGGAGGAACUAGAGGAAUUGGGUAUGCAAUUGUGGAAGAGUUGGCCGAAUUUGGAGCAGCUGUGCAUAUAUGCGCCCGCAAUGAAGAUGAUAUUAAUAAAUGUUUGGAAGAAUGGAAAAGUAAGGGGUUUAAUGUAACAGGAUCGGUAUGUGAUAUAAUAUAUCAUGAUCAACGUGAAAAAUUAAUGGAAACUGUUUCUUCUAUCUUUCACGGAAAGCUCAAUAUUUUGAUAAACAAUGCUGCGAAACCGAUGACGAAGAAAAUAAUAGAUUAUAGUGAUGAAGAUAUAACAAGUACAAUUGGUACCAAUUUUGUGUCUGGCUAUCAUUUGUGUCAACUUGCAUAUCCACUUCUGAAACAAUCUGGAUAUGGAAGUGUAGUAUUUACUUCGUCCGUUGCAGGUUUAAAAGCUAUUCCGACUUUAUCAGUUUAUGCUGCCACAAAAGGAGCGGUGAAUCAAUUCACAAAGAACUUGGCGUUAGAAUGGGCAAAGGAUAAUAUUCGUGCAAAUGCUGUGGCACCUGGACCUGUCAAGACAUCACUUUUGGAAUCUAUCAUGGAUGAUUCUGAAGGGGGUGAAGCUAUAGCUGGUAUAGUAUCUGAAACACCUACAGGUCGAAUGGGAGAGCCUAAAGAAAUAUCAGCACUAGUUGCUUUUCUUUGUCUUCCGGCUGCAUCACACAUCACAGGACAAGUUAUAGCUAUUGAUGGAGGUUAUACUUCUAAAGAAAUGGCAGAAACAAAGUUGAGCAGCGUCAAAGAUAAAAGAUGGUCACUCCAAGGCAUGACAGCCCUAGUGACUGGUGGAACCCGAGGCAUAGGGCAUGCAAUUGUGGAAGAGUUAGCAGAAUUUGGAGCAAGUGUGCAUAUAUGUGCAAGAAAUCAAGAAGAUAUUAACAAAUGUUUAGAAGAGUGGAAAAGUAAAGGAUUUUGUGUGACAGGGUCAACUUGUGAUUUACUGUAUCGUGACCAACGUGAAAAAUUAAUGAAAACUAUUGCUUCCAUCUUCAAAGGAAAACUCAAUAUUCUAGUAAACAAUGCUGGGAUAUUUACUCCUAAAUUCAUCUUAGAUUACACCGAUGAAGAUAUAACAACUACACUUGGUACCAAUUUUGUGUCUAGUUAUCAUUUGUGUCAACUUGCACAUCCACUUCUAAAACAAUCUGGAUAUGGAAGUGUAGUAUUCAUAUCCUCAAAUUCAAGUCUCAAAGCCUUGCCUUUAUGUUCUGUCUAUGCAGCCUCUAAAGGAGCUAUAAAUCAGUUCACUAAGAACUUAGCAUUGGAAUGGGCAAAGGAUAACAUUCGUGCUAAUGUUGUGGCACCAGGACCUGUGAUGACCAUACUUUUGGAGAAUGCUUUGAAAUCAACUGUCGGAGUGGAUAAUGCUGUAGAAGGUAUAGUGUCACAAACACCUGAUGGCCGUUUUGGUGAACCCAAAGAUAUGUCAGGAUUGGUUGCUUUUCUUUGUCUUCCAGCUUCUUCGCACAUAACUGGACAAAUUAUAGCUGUAGAUGGAGGUUUCACUAUUUAAGUUUUCUAGCAUGAUUUCAAACUACACUAUAUUAGACAAAAGAGUUAUCUAGCUAAGGCAAUUUUUCCUAAGCUUGAAAACUUUAAAAUAAUUAGUAGCGGUUGUUUCAAAAGAGUUAGCAUUCUAGCCUUCAAACUAGAGGUUAAUAUUUUUAUUGCAAUAGUUUGAAUUUUAUUUAUAUAUAUUUAUGUUAUUUGUUGCCAUAA